AUGUCUGGUCCUGCCGCAUACGAUGAUGCCAUUACCGAUGAGAGUUUCGAGUCAACCGUCGCAGACGUAAGUAAGCCGGAUCCCUACACACGCCAGGCAAGAGAAUCAGCCAGCAAUGCCCGUCAACGACUCGCGGACUUUUUCCAGCCAGGAGACACCAAAACAACGACUCGUCGACUGUCUGAUACCUCUACCAGUGAGCACGAUCAAUUCAAAAGACCUGGUCGAAGAGCUACCAAGGAAGAAAAGUCGAUGCUGGAUUCGGCACACGAAACAGUGGCCAAGGCUUUGGGGGAAGGCUCGCGAGGUAAGAUGAUAGCAGCUUCAAACGUUUACUCCAGCGAACUAAUGGGUCAUCUCGGAGCGGUUCAGGAAGUAGCUGAUUAA
Molecule: messenger RNA, 387 nt
Organism: Penicillium oxalicum
Lineage: Eukaryota; Fungi; Ascomycota; Eurotiomycetes; Eurotiales; Aspergillaceae
Exons: 4
Coding region: 1-387 (128 amino acids)
Source: RefSeq, a predicted model, not a curated record